CACCAGGUCAGGGAGGAGAGACAGAGAGGGACAGAGAGAGACCAUAUACUGGCUUCUCAAGCCAGGUCAGCUACUCCACCGCAAUGGCAUCCUCCACUCAGAAGUCAGGACCAGUCAGCAAUGCCACCACACAAGAACAGUUACUGAAAGAAGAAGAGAUGUUAGAAAAAGUUCAAGAUUUUGCUAAAGUGUUACGAAGCUGGGAACGUGGCAAAGCUAUGUGCCUGCAGCUGGCAAAACAGGAAGAAAGGUGUUUUGCAAAGAGUAGAAAGAGGCAGCAGGGAGAAAUGAAAGAAGAGCUGCACUAUGCUAAUAAACAACUGGUGAUGAUUCGGCGAGCAGCCUUACGGCAUCUCCUAAGUACUGAGCACCUGAAGUACCAGCUGGAAUUGAACCACUUGGGCAAGUCAUUCUAUGCAGAGCGGCUGUGAGCACUCAACUUAGACAUGCCUAGAAGUCCAGACCAUAACUAGUACAGCUGUGUUUAUACAAUACUAUAUGCCUUCUUAUAUAUCAAAUGCAAAU
This is a messenger RNA of Elgaria multicarinata webbii, 525 nucleotides long. It is a transcript of the gene CFAP141, whose product is annotated as cilia and flagella associated protein 141. The transcript has 4 exons. NCBI's taxonomy places the organism in Eukaryota, Metazoa, Chordata, Lepidosauria, Squamata, Anguidae. The record is from RefSeq and is a predicted model, not a curated record. The coding region runs from base 84 to 431 and encodes 115 amino acids.